Ceraceosorus guamensis is the source of this 886-nucleotide messenger RNA. RefSeq lists its product as hypothetical. The record is from RefSeq and is a predicted model, not a curated record. The transcript is spliced from 2 exons. The coding region runs from base 157 to 762 and encodes 201 amino acids. Lineage: Eukaryota; Fungi; Basidiomycota; Exobasidiomycetes; Ceraceosorales; Ceraceosoraceae.
GCUCAAAUCUACCCAUUCACCCCUACUCGACUCUCUCAAGAACUCUUGGUCAAGCUUCGAGCAUCAGAAAUUGGCUCUUGAUUCGUCUUGCAACAGAAACGGUACGCGUGUCAGUUCCUCCUUCGUUGCUGCAGCGUACAUCGCGAGCACAUCAAGAUGCCUCCCACGAAGCGGCCAGCUGACACGCCUGCCCCAGGCGAUGAAGCCGCUCGAAGAGUGUCCACCUCGACUCCCAAGUCAGCCGAAAUAGCAGCUAAAUUGGCCGUUGCACAAGCUAAGAUUGCAGCUUUGCGAGGAGGCGCGGGGCUUGGUGCAGCGGCGGGGCCAGCAGCAAAUGGCAAUGGGAACGGGAUCAGACCGCCAGGCCUCCCACCUCAGGGCACGCAGGCACCACCUGUUUUGGAUAUUGCGGCCAUACAGGCGAGAAUCAGAGCUGCGAAUGCUGCGCGUGCUGCUGCUGCUGGUGGUACCGGUGCAAAUGGGGCGGCUCAGGCUGCCGACGUCAGGUCUGGUGUGGCAAGGAGCGACCGACAGGAAUUCACCCUCUGCUCAUGGCGCGGGCGGGCUCGUCGAGCAAUGCGUCUGGUGCUGCCAACGGAGGAAGUGCUGGCGCGUCGAGCUCCACCGCAAGCACUUCACGUAACCCCUACGCUCAUCGACAAGCUGGGCAGAACCUCCCCAAAUUUAGCAGUGUUGGAGCAAAUGCUCGAUUGGGCGGCUCUGGUGCGGCAGGCUUCUCUUCGAGCGUCGGCAGCGCACUGAGUUCACUCGAUGCCCCGCCAGCAGAGAAGAUCAACCCAUACAUGUCUCAUACCCAACCCUCCGACGGAGCAGGCGCAGAUUCUGGCCUAUCGGCAUCUAGAAAGUCGCAGCAUCGCCCUUUGAC